Messenger RNA from Racocetra fulgida, 390 nucleotides. Lineage: Eukaryota; Fungi; Glomeromycota; Glomeromycetes; Diversisporales; Gigasporaceae. The record is from the annotation of a GenBank genome assembly.
AUGGUAAAAAAGGCUGAACUACUUGGUUACAUUGGUGAAGCUGGUGGUUUAAGAAGUCAUAGAAUAUUUAAAGACAUAAAUGACGAAACCGUUAAAGGUGAUGUGAAUAUUAAGUGUAUUAAAAGUGAAAUUGUAGUAAAUGAUAGUAUUGAUGAAGAGAAGGAAAAAGGUGAAAUUGUUAAUGUGUUGGACUUUAAUGAAUCAGAUCAAAUAGAUAAAAUAAAGAGUAAAAGCAUAUCUACUAUGUCUUUUGGAAAUGAUGAAAACAUGUCUACAAGAACUGAUAGUAAUGAAACCUGUGAACAAAGAUCUGAACAAUGCACUGUUGGAUGUGGUUGCGAAAAUGGAUUUGAUGAUGAUAGGCCUACUGGAAUUGUUGAUGAAAACUAA